AGGACGUGUUAAUACGGGGAAAACGAACGGAGUGUGUGCGUCGCGAAAUGUCCAUCUUGCUGCAGGAAACGGGUGGUGGUAACAGUGGCAGUACGGUGACCGCCGCAGCGACAACUCCUAGCGAGGACGGAAACAUCGGCUCGUCCCUUACCGUCGACAGUGUUCCGAUGACGAAGGAAACCUGUACGGGAGAUUGUCGUUAUGGCCGCAGCUGGAAGGAGUAUGUGGAGUUGCUGGCACAGAUGAGAGUGGUCGAUGUGGACGAGGGUGAAAUGGAAAAACAGCAGGACGAGACGUGUCCGGAAAGUGACUGUGUCUGUACGGCGCAACCCAUUUCGUCCGAAUGCCAUAAAGACGGUGCGGGCAAUCAGCAAAAGCCACAGCACAGUGAGAAUGUAUUUCCGCUCGACUGCUGCUGUCGAAUGUGCAACACGUCGCGGGAAGUGGUGAUGAAACUGUACGCGGAGGAUUGCCAGUACAACUCGCUGUGGGAUCGCUUGCAGUUGCUGAUGAAGCAGUACUACGAUCUGAUACCGGAGUCCGAGGAUAACGCGCUGUUCAAUCAGUACAUGGAGCUGAUGAGCAAAUCGUCCCUGAAAUGGUUAACGGAUGUGCGCUUUAGCAGGAAUAACAUUAUCCAGAUUUCACUCGCAUCCAAUCUGCCGCUGUCGAACGAGAUGGCCUUCGUGAUGCUAACGAACGUCCUGAGCACCCGUGAUCCGCACCAGCUCUUCGAGCUGCUCUGCUUUCAGCUCCGGUCGAUCGUGCAGGUGUAUUGCGUCGGUCUCGAGGACUUGGUCACCGAGAACCCGGAGGACGGUAGUCGCCAGUUUAACGCGACCGAGGUGUUGAAUUAUAUCGUUAACGGAUACAAGAAGCUGCGCCAGUCCGCGCGAACCGUCACCCCUUUGCUGAACGUCCUGGAGCAGUGUCAUAUGGUCAAGUUCGGGCUCACCUGGUGGUUGAUCAAUCAACGCAUUUUCCAACGCUACUUUUACUACGAGGUGCAGAGCAUAGUACCGGAUUGUAUGAAACAGAUGCGAGGUACCCUACCGGAACGCGAGUAUCAAGAGCUGGUUGCGCGGUUCUUAAAGUUUGACAAGGAAAUGGCAGAUAUUGCGCUCAUGUGGGUUGAUGUGUGGCCACUGCUAUAUGAGUACCACCGUUCGACCGAUGAUUGUGAGCGGCGUCACCGCAUCAAGACGGUGCACGCGCUGCUGCAGUCCAUACGCGGUGCACGCUACAUGCCGAAGUCGCCGGAACUGUUUGAAAAGCCCGAACGACCGAUAGCGGAGUGGAUGGAGCUGAAAAACAGGAAGCUGGCAUGGGAGUACGUGGUGCACUGUCUGAAAACGAAAUGGAUACCCGGCAUUAGUACGCGCCUGACGAACGCAGCCGAUGUCGUUAAGUGUCCCGGGUGUGAUCGUCCAUUGAACACGCACAACAUGGUGUGUGCAUGUCUAUCUUGCAUUAUCGGUGGUGGGAUUUUUCCAUACCGGCCGAAGAAGGAAGUCAACGAACGGUACGGCAUGUGUACGUGUGCGAACAUGAUCGAAAUAUUGCUCGAAAGUCAAGGCAAGACUGUACCCGGCUGCGAUGACGAUAAUGCGGUGGUAAACGCACAUCAACUUUUGUCCUCAUCGAUGUUGCUAACCGACGGUGAUGCUGGAAAGCGAAAUGGAUGCGCAAACACAGCCUCCCGGCUACAAAACGAUGACCCGAAACUGGACGAUCAAAAGGACAACCAGGAGCAGGAUGCUGCCGCCUACCUUCCGCAAAUGCAAUCGUCGAGUGAAAAUGAAGAGCUUUACCAUAUUGCGUGGGCCAUAUUCAAGCAUCUCCCCGAUCGAGUACCGUACAGAUGGAACACCUUGGAACCGACGCGCUUUUGCACCUUCCAAGCAUCGCCCUGCUCCUCGAUUGCUUGCCGCGUAGCGGUCAACAUUAUCGCGAUAAACUAUCCCAUCCACCUGUCCCGGCUGCUGAUACAUUCGUACAAACCGGUCAGCGAGGAACCGCGGCGCAUCAUGAAGGGUAACUGGAACACGAAGGCUCGUAAUUCGCUGCGCAAGCUGUGCAGCAAACGUUGGCAAGAGGAGAUGGACGAUCAGAUGCACCCGUUGCGGUUCGUCGAUAUGUUUUGGCCGCUGCAGAACCCUACGCUUAAUCUGCCACGCGCGUCCGAUUUGGCGGAAUGGUUCAUGCUCGACACGCAGGAACCACCGCGCAAUGUGUUCUAUCAGUAUUUUACAAAGUUUUUCCUUGUGAAGGACGACGACAUCGUCUUCGAUGUGGAAUGUUACGAGCGGGACCGGGAACGGUCGGUUUCGCCCAGCCGGAUGCGCGAAAGUUUAAUGCAGAAGCUGGAAACGCACAGCGCUGCGACGCUUACGACGUCUGCAUCGUCCGGAUCGUCCUCUUCGUCCUCCUCCUCCUCAUCGUGCUUGUCUAGCUCAACCUCAUCAUCGUCCUCGUCGUCCUGUUCGUUUUCCACAGCUUCAGCAGCGUCGGUAGCGGCCGCUGCAGCUGCUGCAGCGGCAGCCGCCUCAUCGUUUAUCGAACCUAUGGUUACCUCGACGGUCGCGAACGGGAGUGCAAAUGAGGGCAGAGGUUGCACCUGUAUUUGUAAUAGUUGCGUGACGGAGUUUCUAUCCCAGUCAGAAAUGAUGUCGAAACAGUUCGACCCGCUGGCCAGAGACUCGCUAACCCAGCGCACGAACAUGCUGGAAAUGGAGCUGAAAGCACUGUUGAAGGAACGGAAUAUGUUGCUGGAGAAGGGUGGAGGAAUGAAUGCAUGCAAACUAUUAAAGCGUGAUGAUUCAUGCACUCCGAAAGCUGCCCACGAACCAUCGAAAGUCGAUUUGAAUGUGGAAAGCGAGGUAACGAAAUCAUCUAUUCCCACAUCCGAUGUGGGAACGAGGCUGGCAGAGGCUACCGAUGCAGCGAACAGCACGGAACAGCAGCAGAUUGGUAAUUCGAAGGAAGUAAAUGUGAUAUCUUCGAGCUGUGAGAAGGAAAGCGUAGCUGCUACGAAUGCGCUAGUAGCGCCACAAUCCAAAGCAUCCGCUACCGCAACUGCCAUUUCUCCAUCGAAAGCAUUGUUAAAUGAAAACAACCCUAAAGAUAUACCUACAGCAUCAACCUGUUCGAUACCGCGAUGCGAUACUGCACAGACAACGGCUACGAAUUCAGAGCUUCAAACACCCGCAAAACUAUCUGCAUUUGCAAAACUGGCCGCAAGUAAAUUACCGACAUCGGUCAGCAGUACCCCAGCCGGAAAAUCAAUACUAAAGCAGGAAGGUACCACGGCUAGUGCAAACGGUGCAUCCGUGAAACCGAAAUCACUUUCCGCCUCACAACCAACAACUGCUAACGGAAACCGUACGCUAACCAUUCCUAUCCCAGCAGCAGCAGCAGCGACACAAACGCACAGCACCAGCAAACCAUGUCCCUGCGGGAUGCCUUCGCACGCUCCAGGUGCAAAGGCAGGAACGGGUUCGAAAACGAGACCGGCUGCUGGUACAACAGCGCAAGGAUCUACAGCUAGCGCAAGUACUGCCCACUCGAAAGAGGAUCACAAAAAGUCGUGCCAUCGUGGAACAGCGCCAGUCAGUGCAACCGGUGGAGAUAAAACCGAAGGAUCCUGCGUGUGCUAUUAUUGUACGCUGUUCGGGCAGAGUGUAUGUUUAGAAUGCAACCACAAUCAACGGACAAACGAAACACGUGAAAAGUUGCGGAAGAAAUUGCAGAACAAACAAGAGCAAAAAACUACAUCUAACAACGGCACGGCUGCGGCGAAGGGCCUUAACGCGGUUGCUGUGAAGAAGGUUACAAGCAACAACGCCACUACACCGGUAGGAUCAGCCGGUAAGGCAAGCGUGCCGCACAACACAGCAUUAUCUGCUCACAGCAACAGUAACACUGUUGCUGACAAAUCAAACAAAAAGGGUGAUAAAUCUGCAACCGCUCCUUCAACGUCCGACAAGGGAAAUCGAUUUCAAUCUAUUGAUGAUCUGUUACGAUUUAUCGAAGGAGACGAUACGUUUAAAGGUGCCAGCAACGCCCCAGCGAAGGGCAGCGGCAAAUCAAAUCGCCUGCAGUCGGCCGAAAAAGGUGAACACAAGCAGUCAACAAAUACAGCAAGCAUCCAGCCAGCCAAAAAAUCCACCACGACAGCGUCGACGGCGACCGGUAAAGAUUCGGAUACGAUAAAGAAGGCAAAGCUGAACGAGAGUCUCAAACUGAUAGCAGAGCUGGAAGUUUUGCGGCAACGGUUUUACGACUGUCAGAAACAUGAGCAGAAAGCCCUACAGCAUCUCCAAGACCAGUCGGGACUGAGCAAAAAGGAACGGAAAGAGCUGCCGCUCAAGAUACAGACGUAUCGGCAGCAGAAGAAUGAGCUGCACGCCACAAUUAACAGGCUCGUCACCAGCAUACGAAGUGAAAUUCCGGAAUAUCCAUUCAAGCUGGAAGCAUUCACCGCUCCGCCAUCGUGCUGCACUGCGCCACAGCAAAAACCGAGUCAGCAAAGCAUUAAUGCACCACGAGACGUGCAGGUCGGCGGGCGAAAGGUGGCACCGGGUGCCAUGCUUCCGCCACCACCAUCGACCCUCAAUGCUGCGGGAAAAGCACACAACAAUGUACAUGCGGCAAGGCUUGCAAAGUUACACGAAUCGAUCAACAAUUACAAACAGAAAAGACAGCAUCAGUUUGGCGAGUUCCAACAGCAGCAGAAUCAAAUGAUACAUGACCAUUUACAGCAGUUUAAACAGCAACCCCAGCAGCCGGCCGGACACAAUGAGGCCACUUCCCAACAGUUAGUCACGAUCAAGCGAACCUUCUUGCCCCAUCCGCAGCCACAAAUAACGGUUACGGCGAAGGGUGAUUCACCAGAUCAAGAUCAAAUAUUGUACACGUUCGUCAAUGGUAAGAUGGUGCUAAGCAAGGAACCGCUUAAUGCCGAUGAUCUAAGCAAUCUUUAUGAUAAACCGGGCACACUGUGGGAACAAACCAAAAAUGGUCCUGUUGCGAUCGAUCAAGCAAAGUUACAAAACACGAAUCGCUUCGACCCAGAUCGCGAUGAUCCACUUGCGCAUAUCGAGCCAUUUAAAGAUAGUGUUAUUACACGAAUCGACGAUCUGACACGCGAGCAGGAGCUGAUAAAAACUCUCCAGACUAACUGCAAGGGUGAUCCAGAGAUGCUCUGGUUAAUUCAGAAUUUAAAGAAAGAUUUGCUCGAAAUGCAAAAGAAUUCACCACAACUAUCCAGUAAAAUAGGCGGUGUCGCGAACAAAAGCAACAUUAAGGCGCCGUUGAAUAAGCAACCCAUCAAAAAAGAACCCGCCACCAAACCGAUCCCCACCAGCGGUGAUCAACAGGGAAGCAAAGGUAAAGCAUCAUCGUCCGCAAACGUACCGACGGUGGAGUUAAGCAAGGGCAAGAAUACAAAGGAUCGCAAAAAGGAUAAACUGAUUGAGGAGAUAGAUGAAAUAGUUGCGCGACUAAAUCUGCUAGAUAGUGACGAAGAAGACGCGAAAUCAACGUCAAAAAGGAAGCAAAAGUCAUCGUCCUCAUCGUCAUCCCAGACAAAGGUUCUAAAUCGAAAGCAAAGCAAAGACUCCAUUGUAUCCAGCGGAAGCGGGAAUGCAUCAGGAGGCUCUAAGCAACAAACAAAAUCUCAAUCGAAACAGCAGCAGACUGCUGGAGGGGUGCAAAAUAAGAGCAGUCAAUCGCAGGAGUCACAAAAAAAGAAAAAGGACUCAACAGCGGUAGCACAAAAACCAAUCAAGGACGAUAAACCCGUGGUAGGGGAAAAUGUAAUCAGCAAAAACAAGAGUAAGGCACAAUCUCAGCAAGCAGCGGUUACAGUGGAGUCUACUGCAGCCUCAGUGGAAGCAUCCACCAAAACGAUCGUACGCAAAAAGGCACCCAAGACUUUCAUCGAUCCCGAGUUCGAUAACAACGCGUUCCGACUGCUGAACAUGGAUGAUUCCGAGUCAGAUAUUGAAGAGGAAGAAGAGAUACCGGCAAUAGAAUCAGUGACCCCAUUGCAGGAAGAAGAAAUACCUCAAAGCUCUGCCCACCAACAGCCAAACUCGAACGUAUCGGUAAAGGAUUCGAAGAAGAAAUCGAAAGAAUCCAUGCUGGAAGUGUCGUCUACCGGAGCAACUGAACAGCAAGGACAACUGGACAACUCGAACAGAUCCGUCCCAGCUGCUGCGGCGAAAGGAGGUACGGAGAAAGAGAAAAAAUCGUCGCAGAAGAAAGCAGCCAAACCAGAAAAGGAACCAAACCCGUCAGCCUCCGGUGGAGCUGGUUCUGGGAAGCAAACCCGGGAUGACGUCGAAGGUUCGGCGAAGAGUGCAGGAACACCCAUUGGGAAUGGUGAUGGUCCGGAAUCGCGACCAAAGAAGCAAACACCAGCACAAGCAAUGGUCGAGAAAAUCAGUGCCCUGCUCGACAGUCCCGGUUUAUCGAACCGGCAGCGAAAGCAAAUGAUACGCCAGCUUGAGCAAGCGCAAGCAACCAUCCAAUCGCAGCUGUUACAAAAUGCGGCCAAAGCAACAAAGGCGAAAGUGCAAGCCCAGGCUCAGCAGGAGAAAAUGGCUAAUCAGAUGGCUACGAGUAUAGGCAACAGCGCGUCUAAAUCAUGCGCCAGCAAAGAAGCUAGCAACAGCAAACCACGACAAGCGAAUGUACCUAUAGGCUCAGUUGGCAAUGGUAAUGAAUAUAGCAGCAGUACUUCCGGCGCUCGCAACAGCCUUAUGGAGCAACUGAAACGUGGUAUUCGUGCAGAAGGGCUGGAUCUUCCACCCGGAAUUACGCUGACGCGCCUCGAUGCGAUACAGGCGGAAGCUCUGCGGCUAAAGCGCGAAUCAAUCCGAAAGCUUAGCGUACCGUUGAAGCCGGUCACACCGCCGCUCGACACUUCGGCCGCCAUGCUUCCCGGUGCGUAUGGUGCCGCCGGUUCGCCAAAUGCUGGCAUGUUUGUCGUAAAUCCCAUGUCACCGAUAACGUUGCCCGGACAGCAGGACUCGGUUAUCAUGGUUAAUACGGGCAAAUUGAGGAGCCAGGAGCAGCAACAACAAUCUUCCCUGGAAAAUGGGACCGAUCGUAAAAAGCGCAACAAGCGGCGCAAAAACAGGGGCAAAGAUCUGGAGCAAAGCGAACAUGUUCCUUCCUCAAUCGGUACAUCCAUUAGCUCCGGCACCGAGGGAUUGGCUGCCAAUCACCUAGUGGACGGAAGCAACAUUGUUACGCUACGCAAUCCCAUGUUCCACAGCGGGCCGAUGGGUAUGGGCGGUGUCGGGAUGCAUCCGCCCGGGGCACCCAUGAUGUCGGACGUACAGGGCGCACGGAUGACGCUUGGGUACGAUCAGCCUGCAAAGAUUUUCAAAAAUGACAACGGAAUGUUUACGAUACGCAAUCCGGCACUGCAUCAUGCGGUAUCUGGCGGUGCCCCACCGGAGGUGACCGGGUUCCGUCCAUUUAACGCAGCCUACCUGGUGGAGAAUGGAAUUAUGCCACCUUCUGGGAAUAUGCAUCAACCGAUGGGCACGGUACCGCAUGUUACUGCUGCCGUAUCGUCCUGUCCCAGUACAAUGAUGCCCGGUAGCGGCAACGUACCGGCCUACCUUCAGCAAUAUCCUCCACCAGCGCUGGAUGACAGUAUGGGACCACGUAAAUGUAAAUCCGUCAUCGGGAGUGAGAUGAAGAAUGCUCAAAAGCAAAAGCAAAACUCGCUACAGCAGCAGGGUGUUAUCGGUGGUGGAUUACCACCAGCGCCCGGGCGUAGUUGGCAGCACAUGAAUGGAGGUACCGGUCAGGAUAUCUUCAUCGCGCCUUCAUCUUCUCCGAGCACCACUAAUGUGGGCGGAUUAGGAGAGUCUCACUAUUCGUCGUUCAAUCAUUACAACCUAUCUGGGCAGGAUAUGAUCCACGGAGCACCCUCUGGAACUCCCGGCGCGUACGGCGCAAGCGGUAUGAUGGGACCGCCUGGAUACUAUCACGGCACUGGCAACGGUGCACCGGGAUUGUCGAAAGCAGGAACAUCCAAUGUCAGUGCCAUUGGUUCGGAACGAUCACACGGUCUUUCGUAUUUGGGUGGUGCAGAUCCAUCCGGAAGUUUGGCGACGCACUGUUGCGACGAUGAAGCACCUAGCGCAUUCUUUAACGGUAACAGUCUCGGAAGCCUGCCAUCGGGGAGUAUGAGCAACCGAACACGCUACGAUGAUCUUGCCUUCCUACAAAACUUACAACCGGGCCAACGGCUCAACAGUGAGGUUACCAUACACAGCAUCAAUGAGUCGAAGAUGCGUCGACAACAGGCACAAAACUAUACGCACGACAUUCAAAUAACGGCCAUACCGGCACCGUCAUCUCCCACCGGUGGCAGAGCUGGAGGGUUGGGUGUGCCGGUGGCGUCAAGCACCGUGUCAUUGCAACACUUGAUGCAACAGUCACACCAAGCGCAGCUUCAGCAGCAGCAGCAACAGCAGCACCCAGACACUCAGCUGCACCUUUCUGAUCUCAGUCCCGGUUCCGGUUCGGUGGGAUCGGGCAGCGGUUCCGGCACCAGUACCGGCGUCACGCUGACCGAUUUCAUGGACAGCCGAGUGUCCGGCGGAAGCAGCACAUCCACCACUGCCGAUCUGUUGACGCCUUCGCUUGAGCUGGACGCGAAAAACUUUUUGCGCGAUUAUCAGCUAGGACAACUUCAGCAGCAGAUGCAAGAUUUGCAGCUACGGUCACAACAGCAGCCAUUGACGGGAGAAUUCGGAGAUAACUUGUUUGCCACGAAGCAACCGAAAGCGAAUAUCGGCGAACAGGAAUCCGAUGAGCAGGAUCUGGAAUCGCUCGAACGUUUAAAUUAUUUCCUAGCUGCAUCGGGUGGAACUAGUAGCAAUAGCAUGAAAGUGAAUCAUAAACCAUCUGCGGCUAAUAGUUCAACAGCGGAAACAGCAUCCACCACAACUGUGGACGAUGUGGAGGAAGGCAAUCCUGGUGGUGUUAGCAUCGGUGGCGAAGAACUGCAACGACCGCAGCAGCCACCGAUAGGCACACCUUCCAGCAAGAAUCUUCAACAGCACCGUUUACAACAAAACGGGACACCUGUCUCAACGGCCGGUGGUAUACUGUAUCCGGCCACGGCCGACAGUCCCGCUUCCUCGGUGUCCGUAUUCGAUGGCAUCUCUUCUUCACUCAGCAGUCAGGCUCACUCGUUCGAUGAUCUGUACACGGGCCUGCUAGCAACAGCUUCGCCACCGACGUCGAUCUCCGGUAGUAACGAAAGCACCGGUUGUAACACGAACUUAAACUCUCAACUGACCAUUCAUCAAUUGCCUCAUCAGGUGAGUAACGACACGGGAUAUGUCACUUCGAGCGUUAACGGUCUGCCUGAGGCUAGCGUUGCAGCGAAAUCCGCCGACAAUGCCGACAGUCCUACUUCUUAAGCAAUAAGUGAAUUUAUCACCUAAGCGCGAAUGUUGCAUACCAACCGAAAAAUACCCAACAGCCAAUUGAUAAUUUAAAAAAAAACGGAAUGGCUUUAGAGCAACUUUGAUUUUACAACUGCUUUUUCUUUGCCCUCGAUCGGACAACUAAGACGCUUGAAUGAGGGUGAUCAACGAGGCACAGCCACCCAGGUUUACUCACCCAAUUUUAACAGCAUAACUCACCCUGAUCGACAGAGAGUCAACGAAAACUUGCAACCUUUUUGCUGUUAUGAUUUGUCGCAUUAAUCUGUUCCCACUUUUGUUAAACGGGGUAGACACCACACCAUUUUUGCCGAUCGUCGCACACCUCUCAAUCGAACGAUUUGUUGAUAGAUUGCUUCGCUGCCGAACGAGAAAACGACUAUGUACAUACAAUAUUCGUCAAACUAUGCAAGGUAGUAUGUAAAACUUCCGAACGAUAUAUACUACAGUCGAGUGCUGGGCAAGCAUUGGAAUUGGUAAACGAUGGUAUUAGAUGUACUGCAGCAAUCGGCAAAAAGAAAUACGAGAAAAGAAAUAUAGCAAGAUA
Messenger RNA from Anopheles moucheti, 10023 nucleotides. RefSeq lists its product as uncharacterized. Lineage: Eukaryota; Metazoa; Arthropoda; Insecta; Diptera; Culicidae. The transcript is spliced from 7 exons. Bases 48 to 9452 code for a protein of 3134 amino acids. The record is from RefSeq and is a predicted model, not a curated record.